CCGACUACUCGGAGGACGUGGAACACUACAAACAGGAACUUUAAAGGGAAUGAAAUCUGUUGCCUGUUCCACUAGGAAUAUUGUUUGCAAGGCACAAGGUGUCUUUUGGUAGUGAGCACCCUCUGCGCAUGCGCAGGUCCUUUCGGGAAUUACUGCCCUGCCGCCGACUAAGUUGCAUUCCUUGAAUCUUCGCAGGAAAGACAAUUCUUUAAUCAGAGUUAGUAAUGUGGACAGUACAAAAUCGAGAGAGUUUGGGGCUUCUCUCUUUCCCUGUGAUGAUUGCCAUGGUCUGUUGUGCACACAGCGCCAAUGAGCCCAGCAACAUGUCAUACGUGAAAGAGACAGUGGACAGAUUGCUCAAAGGAUAUGACAUUCGCUUGCGGCCGGACUUUGGAGGGCCCCCUGUGGACGUAGGGAUGCGGAUCGACGUCGCCAGCAUAGACAUGGUCUCCGAAGUGAACAUGGAUUAUACACUCACCAUGUAUUUCCAGCAGUCUUGGAAAGACAAAAGGCUUUCUUAUUCUGGAAUCCCGCUAAACCUCACGUUAGACAACAGGGUAGCUGACCAACUCUGGGUGCCAGACACCUACUUUCUGAAUGACAAGAAAUCAUUUGUGCAUGGGGUUACGGUGAAAAAUCGAAUGAUCCGACUGCAUCCUGAUGGAACGGUUCUCUACGGACUCCGGAUCACAACCACAGCUGCAUGUAUGAUGGAUCUACGAAGAUAUCCUCUGGAUGAACAGAACUGCACUCUGGAGAUUGAAAGUUAUGGCUAUACCACUGAUGACAUUGAGUUUUACUGGAAUGGAGGAGAGGGAGCAGUAACUGGAGUUAAUAAAAUUGAGCUUCCUCAGUUUUCAAUUGUCGACUACAAGAUGGUGUCCAAGAAAGUGGAGUUCACAACUGGGGCAUAUCCACGACUGUCACUAAGUUUUCGUCUAAAGAGAAACAUUGGUUACUUCAUUUUGCAAACCUACAUGCCUUCCACACUGAUUACAAUUUUGUCCUGGGUGUCUUUUUGGAUCAACUAUGAUGCAUCUGCAGCCAGAGUUGCACUAGGAAUCACCACCGUGCUGACAAUGACAACCAUCAGCACUCACCUCAGGGAGACCUUGCCAAAGAUCCCUUAUGUCAAAGCGAUUGAUAUUUACCUGAUGGGUUGCUUUGUGUUUGUGUUCCUGGCUCUGCUGGAAUAUGCCUUUGUAAAUUACAUCUUCUUUGGAAAAGGCCCUCAGAAAAAGGGAGCUAGCAAACAAGACCAGAGUGCCAAUGAGAAGAACAAACUGGAGAUGAAUAAAGUUCAGGUCGACGCCCGCGGCAACAUUCUGCUCAGCACCCUGGAAAUGCGGAACGAGACGAGCGGCUCGGAAGUGCUGACGGGCGUGAGCGAGCCCAAGGCCGCCAGCAUGUACUCGUACGACAGCGCCAGCAUCCAGUACCGCAAGCCGCUGAGCAGCCGCGAGGGCUACGGGCGCGCGCUGGACCGGCACGGCGCGCACAGCAAGGGGCGCAUCCGCCGGCGCGCCUCGCAGCUCAAAGUCAAAAUCCCCGACUUGACUGAUGUGAAUUCCAUAGACAAGUGGUCCCGAAUGUUCUUCCCCAUCACCUUUUCUCUUUUUAACGUCGUUUAUUGGCUCUACUACGUACACUAA
Molecule: messenger RNA, 1652 nt
Organism: Mirounga angustirostris (Northern elephant seal)
Lineage: Eukaryota; Metazoa; Chordata; Mammalia; Carnivora; Phocidae
Gene: GABRB1
Product: gamma-aminobutyric acid type A receptor subunit beta1
Exons: 9
Coding region: 225-1652 (475 amino acids)
Biological process (GO): signal transduction; chemical synaptic transmission; regulation of membrane potential
Cellular component (GO): synapse; neuron projection; plasma membrane
Molecular function (GO): neurotransmitter receptor activity; chloride channel activity; GABA-A receptor activity
Source: RefSeq, a predicted model, not a curated record